Messenger RNA from Quercus robur (English oak), 2430 nucleotides. RefSeq names its product transcription factor GTE7-like. The transcript is spliced from 4 exons. The coding region runs from base 261 to 2021 and encodes 586 amino acids. Gene Ontology annotation, molecular function: protein binding. The record is from RefSeq and is a predicted model, not a curated record. NCBI's taxonomy places the organism in Eukaryota, Viridiplantae, Streptophyta, Magnoliopsida, Fagales, Fagaceae.
UCCUCGCUCAGAUUUAAGGGUUCGAUUUUUGGUCCAAAAAUCCCAAACCCUUCUCUUUACAUUUUUUCAUUUCUCUAAAUUUUUUUGUUUUAUUUUUCUCUAAAUUUUUCUUUUUCUGUAAGUGGAAAAAAAAAAAAAUUGGGAAUUUGUGUUGGGCUUCUGAGAAAUUUUUUUUUUCCCAAAUACAUAAUCGGCGCGUGGAGAUCACGCCCCACUUGAUUCAUGGUGGCAUUGAGGAAUUGGGAGGCAUCGACUCUUCUAUGGCGUCAGCGGUGUUAGCCAGAACCACAUCGAACGGUGGAGGAGCUUUCAUGGCGAAACUCCCAUUUUCAAACCCUAACCCUAACCCUAACCCUAAAAAACGACAACAACAACAAUAUCACCACCACCACCACCACGAUGAAUCUCCGGCCGUGACGCAAUCGAUAGCCUCUGACGACGCGUCGUCGAUCAACCAUAGAAGACGACACAACAACAACAACCACCACAAUCACAACAACAACAACAACAAUAGUAGCACGACGACUGAAUUACAGGGUUCUCAGAAUCACAGCAAGCAAUACCUGAGCAUCAACAUUGCUACGUAUUCGAAGAAACAGCUCCGAGACCUAAAGUUUCGGCUCGUGUCGGAACUCGAACAGAUUCGCCAGCUCCAGCUUCGAAUCGAGCUCCAACGCAACAACGGUGGUGGUGGUGGUGCUACUACAGCCCCGAUUUCGUCGAAGAAAUCGAAGGGGAAGAAACGGAGCUUGGCUUUGGAGAAUCCAAUUUCGAACCCGAAUGCGAAUUCUUCAACGGCGGUUGCGGGUUUGGGCUCGAUGAUGAAGGCGUGUAAAGAUGUGUUGACGAAGCUGAGGAAGCACAAGAGUGGUUGGGUUUUCAACGAGCCUGUUGACGUGGCAGGUAUGGGUCUUCACGAUUACUAUGAUAUAAUCAAGCAGCCAAUGGAUUUGGGUACCGUGAAAUCGAGGCUCGCUCGGGAUUUCUAUCGAUCGCCGUUGGAUUUUGCGGCCGAUGUGAGGCUCACGUUUACAAACGCCUUGACGUAUAAUCCGAAGGGUCAUCUUGUUCACGGUAUGGCUGAGCAAUUGUUGGCGAGAUUUGAGGAAUUGUUUCGACCCAUUGGUGAAAAAAUCGACCCAAUUGAGAUCGAGCAGCAGCAUCAUCUGCGGCCGCAGAUUGAACAGCAACAGCUGCAGCAGCAGCAGCAAAGGCAGGUUUUUGAUGUGGAGGAAGAGUUGCAAGCGAGUUCUUGGAACAACAAGAAGACUAGUGUUGAUAUUGACGAUGAUGAUGCUGGUGAUGAUGAUCAUUUGGUGCGGAUUGAGGAGAAAUCGGAGCGAAUUGAUAAGGUUUUGGUGGAUCGAUCGGAGAGAUUGCAGGCGCCUGCUAGCUCAUCGAAUCCGCCAACAACAACAACGAAAGCAGCGCAGCCAGUGAAGCCCUUGAAGCAGCCGAAGCCUAAGGCUAAGGAUCCGAAUAAGAGGGAGAUGAGUAUUGAGGAGAAGCACAAGUUGGGGCUUGGAUUACAAAGCUUGCCGCCGGAGAAGAUGGAGCAGGUUGUGCAGAUUAUAAGGAAGAGAAAUGGGCAUUUGAAGCAGGAUGGGGAUGAGAUCGAGCUUGAUAUUGAGGCAGUAGAUACGGAGACCCUUUGGGAGCUUGAUAGGCUUGUUACCAACUGGAAGAAGAUGGUUAGCAAGAUUAAGCGGCAAGCACUCAUGGGCAACAACAUGAAAAACAAUGUGGAGUUACCUGUGAGUGAAAAGAUUGAAGUUGUGGCGAGUGAGGCAAAGAAGCCCAAGAAAGGAGGAGGGGAAGUUGGAGAGGAAGAUGUGGACAUUGGCGAUGAUAUGCCGAUGUGCAAUUUCCCUCCGGUGGAGAUUGAGAAAGAUGUAGGCGGUCAUGCCAGUAGUAGCUCCAGCAGUUCUAGCAGUUCAGACAGUGAUUCCUCUUCGUCAAGUGAUUCGGAUUCAGGGAGUUCUUCAGGGAGUGAUUCGGAUGCAGAUAAUGCGCAGUCUUGAAGCAGAGCCAGCAGCAUUGAAUUGUUGAAAGGAGCAGGAUAAGCAAAAUGCCUUCUUUCAUGAUGCUUUCCAUGAGAAGGGAUAUUUUUGUGUUGGAUAAGGGGAUGUUGAAACUCUGGAUGUGAUUUGUGGACUUUUGGGAUUGUUGCAAUGUAUUUUGAUGAUGGAAUUUGGAGUGAGCAAGCACUUUUGGCUGUGGCGUGACAUAAAUGUAAAAAGCAACCUCUAGUAGGGGAUAAAAAGAUGGAAAAAAAAAAAAAAAAUGUUAGGUUAGAUGGUAGAGAAAUGUAGUGAAAAAAAAAGGAGUUAGGAAUGAGUAGGUGAUAGAAUUAGAGAAAGAUUGAGAUACCUAUGUAUACAUUAACCGCAUUAAACAUGAUUUUAUAAGAAGCAAGCUAUUGUGGUUCAA